Messenger RNA from Lentinula edodes (shiitake mushroom), 1248 nucleotides. RefSeq lists its product as uncharacterized. The transcript is spliced from 6 exons. The coding region runs from base 47 to 1129 and encodes 360 amino acids. NCBI's taxonomy places the organism in Eukaryota, Fungi, Basidiomycota, Agaricomycetes, Agaricales, Omphalotaceae. The record is from RefSeq and is a predicted model, not a curated record. Gene Ontology annotation, molecular function: ATP-dependent chromatin remodeler activity; ATP binding.
AGCUUCCUUUUUUCCUGCCUUUUUUCCUCCUCGGGCGCCAGCACCAAUGCAUCCUCAGCCUUCUGAAUACCGUCCUUCCCUCAAACCAUCGGGUAGCAAUGUCAUAGAUCUCACAGGAUCACCUUCGCCUCCUCCCCCUGCUCUCCCGCCGCCACCACCUCCUCAGCAGUAUCUUUUCCAGAAUGGGAACCAUCUGCCUCCAGACUUGGAUGCCAGAACAGCUAUAUGUAUAGGCCAACUCUCAGCUACAGCCCUUGUUCUUUAUCCUGUCCCUUACACCGUUCAAGAACCUGGCUCAAUGGAACCUUCCUGGGUUCCAGUCAGGCUUCAGUAUGAACACAACCCGUCGAAGAUUGAGGGCUCUGAAACGAUUCACAUUAAGAUUCCGACUAAUAUUCCUGCCACCGGUGUUUGCGAUUCAUUUGGAGUUGUCGAGCAGAAAGUUGCCACAAAUCUAGGUGGGCUGUUGGGGAAAGGCUUGAUUAGGAUAGAGGCCAAAGUGCGGAAAGGUCCACCUAAUCUUCCAAUCUUACCUCUUCAAAUGAUCGUUUUCACCCCCAAAGGGAAUAUUCACGUCGUUGGACCAUUUGUGUAUCAGAAUAAUCUACUGUUAGAUCAUCCUACCCCUCCGUAUGAUCUUCAGAAAUACGGGCCUCUCUUUUACUUGAAUCCCCAUAAUCCCCCGCCCGGCGGCCACAAUCAAAUUCUGCACGCCAAUAAUAGGCUUUACUCUUCAAAUAACGCUUCGCGAUGGACAUCGUCUCAGGUAUCUGCAAAGAGUGUGGAAGUGCAGAGAAGUCAGGUCGAUGAAGUUUUCAAGAGCAUAAAAGGCGGUGAUCAGUUGCCUGAGACUGAACCGGCACCCGAAAUAGCGACAACACUGUACCCACACCAGAAAAAAGCGCUUACGUUCCUGCUAGAAAGGGAACGAGAAACACCCGGUCAAAAUGGUACCUUUUCUUCUCUUUGGCGACGACACAAGACUGGGAUGAAUGGACGGGAUUUUGGGGUAUAUGCGGUGACUGAGAAGGAAAUGUUCGAGGAACCCCAGGAGGCAAAGGGUGCCAUUCUUGCGGACGAUAUGGGAUUGGGUAAAACUAUCACUUGCGUCUCGCUUAUAGCGGGGUAGGCGUUAGAAGGCGGGCUGUAUAAGAGGGUACCGCGAGCAGUGAUAAACAAUACGGCCGGCUAUUAUUGUUUGCUCGGGCCCUUAUUUUGAAAUGCGGUUUGUCAGGACCAUAUUGUUUU